Emiliania huxleyi CCMP1516 is the source of this 534-nucleotide messenger RNA. RefSeq lists its product as hypothetical. Gene Ontology annotation, biological process: transmembrane transport. Bases 1 to 534 code for a protein of 177 amino acids. Gene Ontology annotation, molecular function: antiporter activity; xenobiotic transmembrane transporter activity. Lineage: Eukaryota; Haptophyta; Isochrysidales; Noelaerhabdaceae. Gene Ontology annotation, cellular component: membrane. The record is from RefSeq and is a predicted model, not a curated record. The transcript has a single exon.
AUGGUGGGCUUCGUGUGCCGGAUCGGCAUGGCCUCCACAGACACCGCCUUUGUCGGCCACCUCACCAACGCGACGACCGGCGUCUUCUUUGACCGCCCGUACUCCGGGGAGGAGUACCUCGCCGCGGCGUCGCUCUCCGACAUGGUGGUCAACAUCCUGAUCGUGCCUCCGCUCGCCUUCAACCAGGUGCUCAACGCGCUGGUCGGGCAGGCGCUCGGCUCGGACAACAAGAAGAUGGCCGGCACGUGGCUGCAGCUCUCCGUCUUCUUCCUCACGACGAGCUACCUGCCCUUCAUGCUGAUCCAGUACCUCUUCACCGCCGACGUGCUCAAGCUGCUCGGCUUCAACCACGACAUCUGCGAGCUCGCCUUUCGAGCGGCUGGGCGAGGGCCGGGCGCGGCGCUUUGCGGGAUGCCGGGAUCGCGUGGCCGGCGGACGGAGAUGGUGCACACUGCCCGCAGCAAGGCGGGCGGCGGCGGGCGACGCCGACCGACGAUCGAUCGAUCGUACGUACGUACGUAUGUAUCUGAGUGA